AUGCCGACCCACGGAUCAUGGCGGAGUCUCUCGUUGCUACUGUCGCUGCUGCUGGCACCAGCGACACAAGCCAUUACGAUUGAUCCUACCAACCGCCAAUCGGUCAUCGAUGCGGCGAGCGAGGCGGCGUACGGUAUGAUGACAUGGUACGCCGGGAACGAGACCGGCCAGAUUCCUGGAAAGCUGAUCGACACCUGGUGGGAAGGCGGUGCGAUGUUUAUGGCUCUUAUUCAAUACUGGCAUUUCACCGGUGAUACAACCUACAACAACGAAGUGACUGUGGGUAUGCAAUUUCAGGCGGGGUAUGGCGACUAUAUGCCGUCGAAUUACAGUAAUUAUAUUGGUAACGACGAUCAAAUGUUCUGGGGUCUCGCUGCCAUGACGGCGGCUGAGCUGGGAUACCCCGAAGCGUCCACUGGUUAUUCUUGGCUUUCGCUCGCGCAAGGUGUCUUCAACACGCAAAUCGACCGAUGGGACACGACCGCUUGCGGUGGAGGAAUGAGAUGGCAGAUUUGGGGCUGGGAGGCUGGCUAUACGAUGAAGAACAGUAUCUCCAACGGCGGUCUCUUCCAGCUGGCCGCGCGACUGGCCCGAUAUACUUAUAACGAUACCUACGCCGUGUGGGCAGACAAGAUCUGGAAGUGGAGUGUUGCGAGUCCGCUGGUCAACACCGCGACCUGGGAAAUUGGCGAUUCGGUCAGCAUGGGCGACAAUUGUACGACUGUGGAUUCCACGCGAUGGUCAUAUAAUUACGGCACAUAUCUUAGCGGAGCGGCAUAUAUGUACAACUAUACCAACGGAUCGACCGAAUGGUUGACCCCGGUCAAUGGACUCUUGACCGCAACUUGGAACACCUUUGCAUCCGACGCCUACGGCAACAUUCUCACUGAAUUCGAAUGCGAAACGACGGAAAUCUGCAACCGUAACGAGAUUCUCUUCAAAGGCCUUACUGCUGGCUGGAUGGCCUUGGCCGCUUUGAUCGUUCCGUCGAUAUACGGCACGAUCGUGCCGAAACUGCAAGCAUCUAGCGCCGCCGCCGCCGCGUCCUGCUCGGGCGACAACAACAACACCUGCGGAGUGAAAUGGUACACUAAAUCCUGGGACGGCGAGAUCGGACUGGAAGAGCAAAUGAGCGCUUUGAAUAUCUUUUGGUCGAAUCUAAUCAUGAUGCCCAACGCUAGUGCAUAUGCUCCGCUCACGUCGCGCACAGGAGGAAACAGUAGCAGUGAUCCUACCGCGGGAACAAAAGAUUCGACCAACAAGGCCUCAAAUUUGAAGGCUAUCACUUCCGCUGAUAGAGCCGGAGCUGGUAUUCUGACUGCUCUGUUUGCUGUUGUCAUUAUCUCAGUCGUCUACUGGACGGUGGCAGGCAGUGAAUAA
Molecule: messenger RNA, 1380 nt
Organism: Talaromyces marneffei
Lineage: Eukaryota; Fungi; Ascomycota; Eurotiomycetes; Eurotiales; Trichocomaceae
Exons: 4
Coding region: 1-1380 (459 amino acids)
Biological process (GO): carbohydrate catabolic process; fungal-type cell wall biogenesis
Molecular function (GO): mannan endo-1,6-alpha-mannosidase activity
Source: RefSeq, a predicted model, not a curated record